AAUUUUGACUAUUAUUUAUCUUCCAAGCGUUUUUGUGAUAUUGACGGGCACAUGUUUUCGGAUUUUGACAUUUUAGAGGGGUACUAGUUGUAGAUAGUAAAGAUGCACAAAAGUUAUCAGUCGAUAUUGCCGACCCACAAUAAGCUCCUCCAGAAGCGAUGGGACACAACAUAUUACGAUGAACACAGGAGAAAGGUGCGGACUGCAGCUCCAAUGGUUGACACAAAGGCACCUCCCACGUACAUGCACCUUCACCUGAAACUCAAAAAACUACAAUUAGAAGAAGAACGACUAGCGACGAUAGAAAGAGACAACCGAAUCUUACUAGAAAAAAUGUCUUACAUAAUGAGGACUAGAGGUCGGGUAGACAAUAGGAAUAUGUACGAAUAUAAAAGUUUAAACAAGGAGAAGCGACAACGUGAGUUAUUACGCGUCACUAAGGAGAACCAGGCUAUUCUACAGCGAGUCACCAUGAGACAGCCGGAAUACAGUGCCAAACGGUGGGCAGAUAUCUGGGACGAGGAACAGAAAUUCAUUGAUAACAUCAGCCACUACCCCAAAAACUGGUGGCUCAUGAAGAAGGAGAGGACCAAGUCGAAACUUGAAAGUCGAUCUCAGAAAACACGAUCUAGUAAAGACCAAGACAGGCUGGAUGAGACAGAGGAGGAGAAAAAAGAGGAGGAGAAAACUGAACUGAAAGAGAAGAAGCAGGAAAAGCCAGUCGAGAAAAAAGAGGAGAAGACAGAGUUAAAGGAGAAGAAGACUCAGGAGAAGAAGGAGGAGCCUAAGAAAUCGACGUCCCCCGCGGAGCAGGCCGAAUCACCAACAAAAUCCAAUGAGGAAAAUCAAGACAAAAUCGCUGAAUAAGUAUUCAACACAGACUAGAAAUAAAUCAACUUGUUCAGAGGAAACCAAAUAACUUGUUCAUCUGACACCUGUAAUUGAAAAUAUUGAAUUUGAAAACGAGGUACCAUAAAAAAGAUUAAAUGUCGAAUUUGGAAAGUAUGUUUUUGUUCAAAGACUGUCAGAAGCUGCCAAACUGGUGUCUUAAAUCUAAGUAUUAUUCAUCUAUUGAGUUUUUUGUAUUUGAUCACUGGAAAAUAUUUAUAUAAAUAGACUAAUGUAAAUGGAUUAUAUCCCCUUGUUUUUAACAAAACAGCUGACUUUUACUAGCUAGAGUACAUAUUACCUCAUUGACAAGAUAUAUUGUGAGUUCUAUUAUGAAUACAAAAGGGUACUUAAUUAGUGUUUCUGAUCAACGUUUAUUACGAA
This is a messenger RNA of Saccostrea cuccullata (small rock oyster), 1272 nucleotides long. Its product is annotated as sperm axonemal maintenance protein CFAP97D1-like. The coding region runs from base 103 to 867 and encodes 254 amino acids. The transcript has 6 exons. The record is from RefSeq and is a predicted model, not a curated record. NCBI's taxonomy places the organism in Eukaryota, Metazoa, Mollusca, Bivalvia, Ostreida, Ostreidae.